AUGACCAGCACAAUCGGUAUACCAAUAAAGCUUCUCAAUGAGGCUCAGAACCAUGUCAUAACCCUCGAGAUCACAUCUGGCCAAGUCUACCGGGGCAAGCUCAUCGAAGCCGAAGACAACAUGAACGUGCAGCUCAAAGACAUCACCGUUACCGCGCGUGACGGUCGAGUUAGCCAUCUAGAUCAGGUGUACAUACGGGGAAGCCAUGUAAGAUUUUUUAUCGUGCCGGAUAUGUUGAGGAAUGCGCCCAUGAAGGAAGGUCAUCCGAUACCCAUGGAGAAUGGCAUAAAACGUUUGCGAUCCGUCAUGAAAUUGCAGGGUUGGGCAUCGACUCCUCUUCCAGGAGGGGGCGUGGACGCUCAGAAAAGCGCCAAGAUGUAUCAAGGCGACACUCGAUACCCAGGAGCACAAGAUCAAUCCUGA
Molecule: messenger RNA, 423 nt
Organism: Letharia lupina
Lineage: Eukaryota; Fungi; Ascomycota; Lecanoromycetes; Lecanorales; Parmeliaceae
Exons: 5
Coding region: 1-423 (140 amino acids)
Biological process (GO): spliceosomal snRNP assembly; RNA processing
Cellular component (GO): catalytic step 2 spliceosome; SMN-Sm protein complex; commitment complex
Molecular function (GO): RNA binding
Source: RefSeq, a predicted model, not a curated record